Messenger RNA from Dracunculus medinensis (Guinea worm), 504 nucleotides. The record is from the annotation of a GenBank genome assembly. Lineage: Eukaryota; Metazoa; Nematoda; Chromadorea; Rhabditida; Dracunculidae.
AUGGACGUUGCAAUCCAAGCGAUCACUGUCCACACCUUGUCUAAGUAUCGUGUGGAUAUCGCUUGUUUGUCAGAGGUCCGUCUUCCUCACUUUGGAUCUCGAGAAAUUAUUAACCGUUUUAAGGGUAAGUUCUGCAAUAUCUCGGUCAUCAGUGUCUAUGCUCCAACGUUGUCGGCAGAUGACCGUGAUAAAGACAAUCUCUAUGCGGAACUUCAACUACUAACAAAGUCUCUACCGAAACAUUUCAUGGUCAUAGUCGGCGGAGACUGGGAUGCAUGCGUAGGUUAUAAUGCGAUGACCUCUACUGGAAAAUAUGGCAUCGGAGACCAUUGCGCUAGUGGGGAACGCAUUCUUCGUUAUGCCAAAGAGCGUGAACUUUUUAUUACUAAUACUUGCUUCAGGCGUCGUAGAAAACAUCUAGUCACGUGGAAUUCCCCGAAUAACCAGCAUUUCAACCAGAUUGAUUAUAGUCAGUCAUCCUUGGAAGAGUUCCGUACUAAAUAG